UUAAGUAGGUAGUAAGCAACGUUUUCACAGAUUUCUUUCCAUUUAUUUUUUUGGUGGGGUUGAUUCAGGUUUUGCAAAUGGAGAAGUUUCGCAAAAAAAAUCUCUACUCUAAAUCUAACUCUAAUUAAAGAUACCCAUAAACAAUACAAUGUCUGCCAUUGCCAAUCUCAAUCUCAGGGCACUCUGUAAAGAGGGUCGUUUGAAGGAGGUUCUACACACUCUGCUUUCUACACCCAACAGUCCGCUAGAGCCUUCUACAUAUUUUCAACUACUCCAGACCUGCAUUGAUAAGAAUGCACUUUCAGAGGGUAAGCAAAUCCUCUCUCACAUCAAUAAUGGUGGACAUCCAUUUGCAACAAACAUUUCCUUACAGAAUAAAGCCAUCAACAUGUAUGACAAGUGCGGAAGUGUGGUAGAUGCUCGCAAAACUUUUGACCAGAUGACUGAACGAGAUGUCUUCUCAUGGAAUAUGAUAAUUGCAGCUCAAAGAAGACAUGGGUUUUGUCAAGAAGUAUUCACACUUUUGCGCCAAAUGCAACAAACGGGUGUGGAACCCAAUCAGUUUACCUUUGCCAGCGUCCUCCCCGCUUGUGCCAAAUUGGGAGCUUUGGAACAGGGCAUGGAAACCCAUCAAAGAAUAAUUGAAAGUGGGUUUCUGUCGGAUGUUGUAGUUUCAAAUGCCCUGGUAGACAUGUAUGCAAAAUGUGGAAACAUACGCAAGGCACGCGAAUUGUUCGACAAAAUACCUCAACCGAAUGUAGUUUCGUGGAAUGCUAUGGUUACUGGGUAUGCACAAAAUGGUCUUCUACAUGAGGCUUCAAGGCUUUUUAGAGAAAUGCCUCAGAAAAAUGUAGCCUCUUGGAAUACAAUUCUUGUGGGAUAUGCUCAAAUUGGUGAUCUUGAUGAGGCUUUAAGGCUUUUUCACGAUAUGCCUCAACCCAAUGUGGUCUCAUGGACUGCAAUCAUUUCGGGACAUGCACAACACGGACUUGUUGAAAAAGCUUUAGAGUUUUUUGAGCAAAUGCAGUUGGCUGGUGUAAAGCCGAACUCAGCAACAUUUGCCAGCAUCAUUCCAACGUGCUCAAAGAUGGGAUCUUUGGAACUUGGUAUGGAGAUCCAUCAAAUAAUAACGGAAAGAGGAUUUUUGUCUGACACAAUGGUUGCAAAUGCCUUGAUAGAUAUGUAUGCAAAAUGCGGAAGAGUACUUAAGGCACGCAAAUUAUUUGAGAAAAUGAUUAAUCCAAAUGUUAUUUCAUGGACUACAAUGCUUACAGGGUAUGUACAAAAUGGGGUUCUUGACGAGGCUUUAAGGAUUUUCAAGAUAAUGCCUGAACGAAACGAGGUUUCAUGGAAUGCUAUGAUUGUAGGAUAUGCUCAAAAUGGUGUUAUUGAGGAGGCUUUAAGGCUUUUCAAAGAAAUGCCACAACCAAAUGUGGUGUCAUGGACUGCUAUCAUUGCUGGGUAUGCACAUGAUGGGCUUGUUGAAAAAGCCUCAGAUAUUUUUAAGCAAAUGCAAAUGGCAGGUGUAAACCCAAAUUCAGCUACCUUUACCAGCCUGCUACCAGCAUGUGCCAAGAUGGGAGCGUUGGAGCAGGGUAUGGAACUCCAUCAAAAAAUAAUUGAAGGCGGACUUUUGUCGGAUGUUGUGCUUUUGACUGCAUUGUUAGACAUGUACGCCAAAUGUGGAAGCAUACAAAAUGCAAGCAAAUUGUUUGAUAGAAUGUCUUUUCGAGAUGCAGUCUUAUGGAAUGCAAUCAUUUCAGGAUGUGCACAAAAUGGGCGUUUUGAGAAGGCCUUGGAGAUUUUUAAGCGAAUGGCAUUGGCAGAUGUAAAGCCAAACAAAACAACAUUUGUGAGCAUCCUGCCAGCUUGUGCUAAACUUGGAGCUUUGGAACAGGGUAUGGAGAUUCAUCAAAAAAUAAUUGCAAGCGGAUUUUUGUCAGAUUUUGUACUUGCAAAUGCACUCAUAGACAUGUAUGCGAAAUGUGGAAGUGUACAGAAGGCAGAUGAACUAUUUCAUAAUAUGCAGCAUCCAAAUGUGGUGUCGUGGACUACGAUAAUUGCAGGAUAUGCAAUGCACGGCUAUAGCAAGGAUGCCCUCAGGCUCUUUGAACUAAUGAAGCUCUCUGGAACCAAUCCCAAUCAUGUAACCUUUCUUUGUGUUUUAUUUGCCUGCAGCCAUGCAGGUCUAGUUGAUGAUGGUUGUAACUACUUCAAAUGCAUGAGUGACUCUUAUUGCAUUAUGCCUACAAUGGAUCAUUUUGUAUGCAUGGCUGAUCUUCUUGGCCGUGCUGGCUAUCUUCAGGAAGCCCUUAGCUUUGUAAUCAAAAUGUCAACAAAACCUGAUCUGUCUGUGUGGAUUUGUUUGCUUGGCGCUUGUAGAUCACAUAAGAAUGCAGGCUUAGGAGGAUAUGUGGCAACACUUCUUUUUGAGCUAGAACCUAAUAAUGCUGCACCUUAUGUUCUUCUGUCAAAUAUUUAUGCAGAAGUUGGCGAGUGGGGUGAAAUUCAAAAGAUAAGAAAAUUGAUGAUAGAUAGAGGAAUAAAAAAGGUACCUGGAUGUAGUUGGAUUGAAAUCCAUAAAACUGUGCAUGCUUUUUGUGUAGGAGACAUGUUACACCCACAAACACAGGAGAUCUACGCAAAGUUGGACGAACUAUCUUCGGAGAUGAUGGCAGCUGGAUACAUUCCAGAUACAAAACCUAUAAGAAAUGAUGUGGAGGAGGAGGAGAAGGAAUCUCUUCUCAGCCACCACAGUGAGAAGUUGGCAAUUGUGUUUGGGUUAUUAAACACACCCCCAGGAACAACUAUUAGAGUUGUCAAGAACCUUCGAGUAUGUGGUGACUGCCACACUGCAACCAAGUUCAUUUCCAAGAUUGUCUCUAGAGAAAUUGUUGUGAGAGAUGCAAAAAGGUUUCAUCAUUUCAGGGAUGGACGUUGUUCUUGUGGAGAUUAUUGGUGAUGCUAUGUGAAGCAAGCUAUAAAUUAACCACCUCUCCCAAUUGUAGCAUCGUGGAUAAAACUACUUGGAGACAAUUUGACAUUCUUUGGAGGAUCCAAAGAGGAUAAAUGACAACCACAAACUGCCAGCAAAGAAAAUAACAAAUCAAAGAGGACAGCAGACCAUUUUUGAGAAAAACAUGCCCCGAGAUCACUCAAACUGUCAUCUGGGGUGAAAAAUAAGGAAUGAAUUGAAUGACGCAGGGAUGAGACUAUUUAGUGAGGUAAAACGCAAAAAUCCAGCAGGCAGCAGAAAAGGGAACUUGUUCUAGAGAGCCCUGAAAAACAGGGAAAAUUUGAAAAUGCUCAUAAUGAAAAUCUGAAAGAGGUUUUUGUUCAUCUAAGUAUGCUAAUGGAAACCUCUCUCUGUUCUUGUACAGCAGUAAUCGCUAGAAAGGUCUAACCAUUUGAAGGCUGCCAAAAGCUUCAUUUUGACAGAGCUCCUUUUUUAUGUGCUCUAGAAUGAGUGACUAUUGGCUUAUUCUUUAAAACUUUUUUUUGCUUCAAAAUAACUGGGCUGAGGGUUUAUUUAUAUGGAAGUUAAAAAAAGGCCCCUUCUUGUUGUCUACGGAGUUAUGCAGUUUCUAGAGGCAGAGGUGUUGUGUAACCUAGCUCUGAACAUUUCUGGGAAAGGUGACCACUAGAGAGCUUUGCUAAAUAUUGUUCUAGACUUCUAGUUGUUAGCAAAUUGAAAAGAGAUUGAAGUGGUAUUUGUAGAUACUGUAGCACAAUAUUUUCAAUGACUCCAGAGCAAAAACUGCACAAUAACAAUAAAUCUCUAAGGUGUUUUGAAUGAGAGACGAACUCUGAAUUUAUAGACUCAAAAGAGAGACCAACGGUCAAGAUCAAUUAGCAAUGAGUGGAUGAGAUUAUUCAAUAAAAAGCACAUUUUAGGAUAAUUGAAAUAAU
Cryptomeria japonica (Japanese cedar) is the source of this 3909-nucleotide messenger RNA. RefSeq names its product pentatricopeptide repeat-containing protein At2g03880, mitochondrial. NCBI's taxonomy places the organism in Eukaryota, Viridiplantae, Streptophyta, Pinopsida, Cupressales, Cupressaceae. Gene Ontology annotation, molecular function: protein binding; RNA binding; zinc ion binding. The coding region runs from base 149 to 2962 and encodes 937 amino acids. The record is from RefSeq and is a predicted model, not a curated record. The transcript has a single exon. Gene Ontology annotation, biological process: RNA modification.